This is a messenger RNA of Penicillium brasilianum, 1104 nucleotides long. Lineage: Eukaryota; Fungi; Ascomycota; Eurotiomycetes; Eurotiales; Aspergillaceae. The record is from the annotation of a GenBank genome assembly.
AUGAGCACUGCCGCGCCCCCCACCUCGGCGACCGAGUCGGUUCUCGUCGCCUCGGGCCCCAUGCCCGAGGGAGCACAGGAAGUGCGUGGAGUAGACUUUGAUAAAUUCCAGGGCCGAGAUAUCACGGUCGCCGAGAUGGUCGAGAAUAUGACUCACAUGGGCUUCCAAGGCAGUGCGGUCGCUGAGGCUGCCCGUAUCAUCAACGAGAUGCGAGCAUUCCGCCAUCCCGAAACCGGCGAAAAGACCACCAUUUUCCUCGGCUACACCUCCAACCUCAUUUCCUCCGGUCUCCGAGACACCCUCCGGUACCUCGUCAAACAUAAGCACGUGUCGGCCAUCGUGACGACGGCCGGUGGUGUGGAAGAAGAUCUGAUCAAAUGCCUGGCUCCGACGUACAUGGGCUCGUUCAGCACCCCGGGUGCCGGUCUCCGCGCCAAGGGACUGAACCGCAUUGGCAACUUGCUGGUCCCGAAUAACAACUACUGUGCCUUUGAGGACUGGGUGGUCCCUAUCCUUGACCGGAUGCUGGAAGAACAAGAGGCUGCUAAGCUGAAGGCUCGGGGCACGGGUGACGAGGAGGACGAACUUCACUGGACUCCCAGCCGCAUCACUGAGCGGUUGGGCCGGGAGAUCAAUAACGAGGACUCGGUGCUCUACUGGGCUGCUCGCAACAACAUCCCCGUCUUCUGCCCCGCCUUGACGGAUGGCUCUCUGGGAGAUAUGCUCUACUUCCAUACCUUCAAGUCCUCACCACAACGGUUGCGUGUGGACAUUGUAGACGAUGUCCGCCGCAUCAACACCAUGGCCGUCCGGGCCGCCCGUGCCGGCAUGAUCAUUCUCGGUGGCGGGGUGGUCAAGCACCAUAUUGCCAAUGCUUGUUUAAUGCGCAACGGGGCCGAGCAUGCCGUCUACGUGAACACGGCGCAGGAGUUUGAUGGCAGCGAUGCCGGCGCUCGUCCCGACGAAGCCGUCAGCUGGGGCAAGAUCAAAGCCGAUGCCAAAGCCGUCAAGGUCUAUGCGGAAGCGACCGUGGCAUUCCCCCUCAUCGUCGCUGCUUCAUUUGCGAGGGCGGAACCCCCCUCACAGACUCCCUCGCAGAACUAA